Messenger RNA from Agrilus planipennis (emerald ash borer), 1357 nucleotides. RefSeq names its product serine--pyruvate aminotransferase-like. NCBI's taxonomy places the organism in Eukaryota, Metazoa, Arthropoda, Insecta, Coleoptera, Buprestidae. Bases 27 to 1235 code for a protein of 402 amino acids. Gene Ontology annotation, cellular component: peroxisome. Gene Ontology annotation, molecular function: L-alanine:glyoxylate transaminase activity; L-serine:pyruvate transaminase activity. The record is from RefSeq and is a predicted model, not a curated record. The transcript is spliced from 8 exons.
UAGUGCAUACAAUUAAAACACGAGAAAUGUGGAAACUGGAAGUUGAAAACGGAAUUGAAAGUGUAUUCGCAAAGUGGAACUUUCAACCACAACUUUUAAUGGGUGCUGGACCAUCAAAUUGUUCCCCCAGGACAACUAACGCUUUAACAAUGGAAAUUUUGUCACCUGUGGCACUUGAUAUGUACAAGAUUAUGGACGACAUUCAAUGCAUGUUGAAACAUACCUUUCAAACUAAAAAUAGACUAACACUUGCUAUUCAAAGUUCUGGUCAUGGUGCGUUAGAAUCUAUUUUGACUAAUUUAGUAAAUCCGGGAGAAAAAAUUAUUGUAGCUGUUGGCGGUGUUUGGGGCAAAAGAACGGUAGCCAUAGCACAGAAUUACGGCAUUGAGGUAAUUACAUUAUCUUGUACCCCUGGAGAGAUUUACAAUUUUAAAGACUUGGAAAAACAAAUUAUGAAGCAUAAACCGGUAUUACUUUUCAUAACUCACGGAGAAUCGUCUGCAGGAACUUGUCAACCAUUGGACGGAUUGGGAAAAAUAUGCCAUAAAUAUAAUUGUCUGUUGGCUGUGGACGCCGUGGCGUCAUUUGGGGGUGUCCCACUUUUUAUCGACAAAUGGGAGAUAGAUGCGGUUGCUGCUGGAUCGCAGAAGGCUAUCUCUGCGCCGCCAGGAAUGGCAUUUUUAUCUUUUAGCGAACGAGCUGAACAAUUAAUGCGAGCAAAAAAGGUCCCUCCGCCGUUUUAUUUUGACGUCAUCGCUCUCGGCGAAACCUGGAACUGUUUCGGGAAUCCGAGAAAAUAUCACUACACUUAUGGAAGUCAUUUACUUAUGUCAGUCAGAGAGGCUUUGAUGCAAUUAAUCGAGGAAGGUGUUUUGGAAACAUGGAAGAGGCACGAAGUGUGUGCUAAACGACUUUGGAAUGGACUUGAACAAAUUGGAUUAGAAUUGUUUGUUGAAAAGGAGGAAAACAGACUAUUCACUGUAGCAUCAGUAAUUGUUCCCAAAGAUGUCAAAUGGCCGGUGCUUCUCGAUUAUAUUUCAGGAAAACACCACAUAGAUAUAAGUUUUGGAUUAGGGCCAACUGCUCACACUUGCAUUCGAGUGGGUAGCAUGGGUUAUAACGCUACCUAUGAAAAAGUAGACACUGUAUUAAAAGCUCUUGAAGAUGGUUUAAAAUAUUGUCGUUCAGAGAAUGGUCAAAACGGUCCAAACAGUAGAUCCGAAGUUAUGGAAUAAACAUUACCCAAUAUAUUUAAAACAACAAAAAAUAAGUGGUCAAUAUGGUUCACUACAAACCGAUUGAAUGCGAUGACUUUGUAAUAAAGUUCUUGAACACAGAAAAGAUAACAAUAAAAAAA